CGUUGACCGCUCCCCACCCCCAACUCCGCUGCGGUCCUGCGCGUUUCGUGCUCCCCCUUCCCUCCCCACCCCCGACCCCUCUCGGGUCCCCUCUGGGCCUUCGGCCCCUGGUCGAAGCUCGCCGCGCUGUGGCCCGCCGCUGUCGUCGGGAGGUGGGAAAGAUGAAUGGAAGGGCUGAUUUUGGAGAGCCGAAUGCAGAAGUUCCAAGACCAAUUCCCCACAUAGGGGCUGAUUACAUUCCAACAGAGGAAGAAAGAAGAGUCUUUGCAGAAUGCAGUGAUGAAAGCUUCUGGUUCAGAUCUGUACCUUUGGCUGCAACAAGUAUGUUGAUUACUCAAGGAUUGAUUAGUAAAGGAAUCCUUUCAAGUCAUCCCAAAUAUGGUUCCAUCCCUAAACUUAUAUUUGCUUGCAUCAUGGGAUACUUUGCUGGAAAGCUUUCCUACGUGAAAACUUGCCAAGAGAAGUUCAAGAAUCUUGAGAAUUCCCCUCUUGGAGAAGCUUUACGAUCAGGACAGACACGACGAUCUUCACCAACUGGGCACUAUUCUCAGAAGUCAAAAUAUGACUCGAAUGUGAGUGCUCAUUCAUCUUUUGUGACAUCCCCAGAAGCAGACAACAUAGAAAAAGAGACGCUUCCUCGUUAUGAGCCAAUUCCAUUCAGUGCUUCUAUGAAUGAAUCUACUCCCACUGGUAUUACUGAUCAUAUUGCCCAAGGACCUGAUCCCAACAUUGAAGAAAGUCCUAAAAGAAAAAAUAUAACAUAUGAGGAAUUAAGGAAUAAGAACAGAGAGUCAUAUGAAGUUACUUUAACACAUAAGACUGACCCCUCAGUCAGGCCUAUGCAGGAAAGAAUGCCAAAAAAAGAAGUCAAAGUAAACAAAUAUGGAGAUACUUGGGAUGAGUGAAAAAUUGCAUCAUUGGACCUACUGAAGGAGUUUCAAUAUACAGCUUCAUCUAGGUGGUCAUGAACAUCUACAUGCUUUGAGCUCAGCAGCAGUCUUCAUAAACACAUUUAAAACUAGAACCUGGGUUUUUGUGGUUUGGCUUAUGAAGAUGAUGUCUUUAAAAACUUACAUUUUAAUGUUCAUAUUGUGUGAAUAUGCAUUUGGGGGAACUCUUUGAAUGAUGGUAGUAUACCAUGAUUGUACACAGUUUGUGAAAUUGUAUUAAGUUAACAGGGCAAGGAUGCUCUGUUAUAAAACUAUCCAGAGAGUGUAAUGCUCUAGAAUCACUGUAUCUGGAAAUAAAUGAAAUCUGCAUGUUGAAUUGGGGGGGCGGGGGGGAGCAAACAUA
Messenger RNA from Balaenoptera acutorostrata (minke whale), 1293 nucleotides. It is a transcript of the gene OCIAD1, whose product is annotated as OCIA domain containing 1. Bases 162 to 905 code for a protein of 247 amino acids. Lineage: Eukaryota; Metazoa; Chordata; Mammalia; Artiodactyla; Balaenopteridae. The record is from RefSeq and is a predicted model, not a curated record. The transcript is spliced from 9 exons. Gene Ontology annotation, cellular component: endosome.